CCUUGUCCUUGUCGACUCUCUCUUUCCUGUCUCUCUCUCUCUCUCUCUCUCCAUGUCUCUCUGAUCUUCUUUUUAAUUCAAAUCUGUUUCUUUCCAAUUCGAAUCUGCCAUUUCUUCUUCCUUCUCCCUUGACAGAGGCAAAGAGAGAAGAACGUCUGAAAAGGUUCUUUUUUUCUUGGAUUUUCUUUAUUGCAUCGAUAUGAAGAACCGAAGUACAGUGAAGGUAUCGGCGAAGUGGAUUAUCAUUCUCUGCAUCUCCAGUUUUGCUCUUGGAAUGCUUUUCACGAACAGGUUGUGGGCUCCCCCGGAAUCGAACGGUCAGAUCAUAUCGAGGCAACGACAUGAACAAGAGCUGCAAGUUGUCUCUGAGGACUGCACAACGAAGAGGAAGCGUGGCCAAGAUAAGGAUAUUAUGGGGGAGGUUUACAGAACUCAUGAAGCAAUUCAAUCAUUAGACAAGACAAUUUCAACGCUGCAGAUGGAGCUGGCUGCGACCAGGAGUUCUCAGGAGCUGGGAAACCAUGAUGGUUCCCCUGCACUAAUAUCAUCUUUCCAAAAUGGCCAACCAAAGAAGAAGGCUUUUGUGGUUAUUGGAAUAAACACUGCAUUCAGUAGCAGGAAGAGGCGUGAUUCUGUUAGAGAGACUUGGAUGCCUCGAGGGGAAAAGCUCAGGCAGAUAGAGGAAGAGAAGGGAAUUGUUAUACGGUUCAUGAUUGGGCACAGUGCAACAUCCAACAGUAUUCUAGAUCGGGCCAUUGAUUCAGAAGAGGCUCAGCAUAAUGACUUUCUUAGGCUGGAUCAUGUUGAGGGGUAUCAUGAAUUAUCUGCGAAGACAAAAAUCUUCUUUUCCACUGCUGUUGCAAAAUGGGAUGCAGAGUUCUAUGUUAAGGUGGAUGAUGAUGUCCAUGUCAAUUUGGGUAUGCUAGCUGCUACUCUUGCCCGCCAUCGUUCAAAGCCCAGAGUUUACAUGGGCUGUAUGAAAUCUGGACCUGUUCUUUCUCAGAAGAAUGUUAAGUACCAUGAACCUGAGUACUGGAAGUUUGGAGAGGAAGGGAACAAAUACUUCCGACAUGCAACGGGACAGAUCUAUGCUAUCUCAAAGGAUCUGGCAACAUACAUCUCAAUCAACCAGCCCAUAUUGCACAAAUAUGCCAAUGAAGAUGUCUCACUUGGUGCUUGGUUUAUUGGUCUUGAAGUUGAACACAUUGAUGAGCGUAAUAUGUGCUGUGGAACACCACCAGAUUGUGAGUGGAAGGCACAGGCAGGAAAUGUUUGCAUUGCCUCAUUUGAUUGGAGCUGCAGUGGUAUUUGUAAAUCAGUGGAGAAGAUUAAGGACGUUCAUGAAAGAUGUGGUGAGGGGGAUGGAGCUGUUUGGAGUGCUCUAUUCUAAUUUUUUGUGGUGAAGGUUCUCCUAAUCAAUCUUUGUGGAAGCUUGGUUCUACUUCUACUACCGUUCAGCAGCUAACUUUAUUGGGAGAAGCAUCAGCCAACAGUUUUGACAAUUGAGAGAGAAACAGUGCGAAUACAUGUGGUCCAUUUUGGCCUAUGCUCUGCUUGAGAAGGCAUUGGAAAGUUGGUAAAUGAGAUCUUAAGUGCGUGAGCUAUAUGAAAACCUCUUUCAGACUGGUUACUGUUGAUUGGGUUAUGCAUAUAUUUGGUUGCAAAAAACAAUCUCUCUCUCUCUCUCUCUCCAUUCUUUUUCUCUAUGAUUGUUAUCCAAACAAUGUAUUCUUUCUGGGAGUGGGAGCACAUUGUGAUAUUUAUACAGAAAAUUUAUUCUUUCACAUUGUAGCUUUAUAUUUUGUUUAUUGGAUGUACACGGCUCUGCACUGCAGCUCCAUUUCCACCAGCAAUUCCAUAAAUUGUUAUUCAUUUGACCAUA
This is a messenger RNA of Nelumbo nucifera (sacred lotus), 1882 nucleotides long. RefSeq names its product Galactosyltransferase family protein. Gene Ontology annotation, cellular component: Golgi membrane. The record is from RefSeq and is a predicted model, not a curated record. NCBI's taxonomy places the organism in Eukaryota, Viridiplantae, Streptophyta, Magnoliopsida, Proteales, Nelumbonaceae. Gene Ontology annotation, molecular function: beta-1,3-galactosyltransferase activity.